AUGACGGAGUCAACGAAUGUCAAGAUAAAAGCCGAGCAACCUGAUGAAGCCGAGAUCAGGGAGCUGGCCGCGAAGAUGGUUGAAGCCAAUAAAGCGAAAGUGCUGACAGCUUCGGUAGCCGCUGCGCGGUCACAGCCCGAAGCAAUCCUGGCUGCUCCGGUCGCGGUCGCGGGCCUGAGUGCUGUUGGAGGACAAAAUAUGGUUAUGGGGAAGUUUCUCACUGUAAAACCUGGAACCCAGCAACAGAAACCGGCGGAACCGAGACGGAAAUUCGAUGACAAGAAAACACCAGCGCCGGACGAAGCUAGCUGGAAGGGUCACUUUGGUUGGGACACGCUCGGUGAAUGUCACAUUCCUUACAUAUAUCGAUCCGGAGAGAAGUACGUGGCGGUCCGGAUGGUGGAGAUCAAACUUCUCAACAAGUACCUGAACUACCAGCACGUGGAUUUAUAUUCUUUUACCUGUAUACAAAGCUACUACAUUACAGAAAUCGAAGCUCGGUUACUGAAUGAUAUUAACAACAGGUAUUGUGAUGGACAGUUCGGAAGUGACCCCUUUACGCAGAAGGAUUUAGUAGUGAGACUAAUGGAGGCUUAUGAAUUCUACAAUUUCUUAGAUGUUUGUUAUAACAAGUUGUUACGUGGUACAACAAAUAAUGACAAGUGUGGUUUCAUAAUGAUAAAUAAGGAAUCUGCGGUGCCGUACACAGUAAGGGAUGGCAAGAAGCUUGUACCAUUAUUUUACUUUGAAGGUGAAAUGGACAGUUUAAAGUUGAAGGCCGAACAGUUGAAAGGUUGGGAUAUAUCUUACUUAAAGUUCUGUUGUAAGGUUCAAGGGAUAAGGAAUGAAUUGUUUACCAGUGAGACUUGUUCAGUGAUUAGUUUAACAGACAUUAAAAGCUAUUUUCCACCGGGAACGGAAUUUGAAGAAUAUUGGCCUAACAAAGUUGUCAAAUCUCAGCUCUUUAACUCUGCUAACGGUUCGGUAUCAGGGGGACGUCAAUGGACGAAGGCACCGCCCGCGCCGCCACUGGGGGCAGAGAGUGGACUGGUUCCCGAUACCACAAUACAAAUGGCGAUGGGCCAGCAGCCCACGCUUCUCUUGAGGAGUACGGACAGCACAACAGGCUUCAAAACCGUGAAAGUUGCCAAAACUAAUGCACAGCGUCAAAGAGAGUUCCAGCAACGAAAAAGAAAUCAAAAAAAGAGUACCAAAAAACCACCAAAAACAAAUGCAGAGCAUCAAAGAGAGUAUCGGAAACGUCAAAAAAUGAAAAAAAAUUUAAAUAAGGGAGACAGUAACGCAGUAAAUGCACCAUCUACAACUAAAAAAACUCACGCUGAAUACUGUAAGGAGUAUUACCAAAAAUGUAAAUUAAAAAAACAGCUUGUUCAACUUCAUGCUUUACUAUCGGAUAAGGGAGAAGUUUCACGAUCGUUCGGUAUCAGGGGGACGUCAAUGGACGAAGCCACCGCCCGCGCCGCCACCGGGGGCAGAGAGUGGACUGUUUCCGGAUACCACAAUACAAAUGGCGAUGGGCCAGCAGCCUAUAAUUCUCGUGAGGAGUACUGCCAACACAACAGCCUUCAAAACCGCCUACACUUAUCCAAUAGCUGAUAAACCUGACGAGUCUAUGGAUCUCAAGGAUCUGUCAUUACUUUCGAGUUGUAAUGUACCCGUUGAGAUGCAAGAUGCUGCCGCAUC
Molecule: messenger RNA, 1704 nt
Organism: Melitaea cinxia (Glanville fritillary)
Lineage: Eukaryota; Metazoa; Arthropoda; Insecta; Lepidoptera; Nymphalidae
Exons: 9
Coding region: 1-1617 (538 amino acids)
Source: RefSeq, a predicted model, not a curated record